Molecule: messenger RNA, 837 nt
Organism: Canariomyces notabilis
Lineage: Eukaryota; Fungi; Ascomycota; Sordariomycetes; Sordariales; Chaetomiaceae
Exons: 3
Coding region: 1-837 (278 amino acids)
Biological process (GO): chromosome segregation
Cellular component (GO): Ndc80 complex
Source: RefSeq, a predicted model, not a curated record
AUGAUGAUCAGAUCUGCAGUCAAGAGCAAGCCCGAAAUAUUGAAAGAGAGAAUGAGAGGCGGUAUUGCAAGGUUCGCGCAAUCAUUUGAGCCCUCAAUGUCGACAAGCCGGGCGCCGCUGGUGGCGCCGUCGCUCGCCGACACGCUGCCCAAUAUCAAUUUCGGCUUCGAUGAACUACGAGAUCGUAUGGCCAAAUUCACAGCAAAAUUUGACGCCUUUAUCGAGCAAGGGCGGAAGCGCGUACUAGAAGAAAGGAACCAGUUCCGCAUGAACGUAGCAGAGUUGCAGGAGGACCAGCGCAUGAAGAAAAAGGACAUUGAGAUCCUCCAGCUCAAAACUAACACGUACCAACAGACCAUAGCCAAGGAAGCCGCCGAGAAGCGCGACAUGCAGAGCGCCAUCGCGUCCCUCACAGCGCAGCGCGACCGCCAGGCCGCGGCGCGGGACGCCCUCAAGGAGCAGAUUGAGGCGGCGCAGAAGGAUAUCGAUGCGCGGCUGGCGGCACAACGAGCCUACCAGGCCCAGCUCGAGGCGCAGGCGCGCUACAACGUGCCCGAACUCGACUUCUGGGUGACCAACCUCUGCAUGCGCAUCGAGGGCGCCGGGGUCGAGGACCGCCUCAAGUUCGUUUUUACGCAUAUCGACGAGAAGAAUUGGGAGCGCGAAGCAUGGUUCGAGCUGAGCACAGGGAGUCGAGAUUACGAUGUGCGGCAUUGCCGGCCCAAGCUGGAGCGGGAGAAGAUUGAGAAGGUCUUGGAGAGAGUCAACGAGACGAGAGAGCUAGUAGUGCUUCUCAAGGGGAUGAGGGAGUUGUUUGUUGAGGCCAUGCGAUCAUAA